AUGUUUAGGCCAUGGAACAACUUGGCAACGUUCCAGACGGUUGGGGACGUUUUGGCCGACGUUGGCAUCAGUGACGAGGCAUGGAAUGGAUGGCUACAUCACAUAGGUCCCCUUGGCAACGAUCUUCGGGUACUGGCAGCUCUGCCAGCGGUGGCAGUGGUCGCAGCUGUCGGCCAAACUAUAAAGGCAGACGGUGCACCACUUAAUCCUGUGGAGGCGACCCAGGUGGGGUUAUGCUGGCGAACGGCGAGAAGGGUGACUGCAAUGAACUCAGGAAUGGACGAGGCACAGUUCAUCGAUGUGGAUCCAUGGGCCCCUCAAGAAACGGGAAGUGCUCCUACGGUGACAAAGCCAGGGUCUACGGGAGUUAAAGAACAUGUACUCAAAAUGGCUUCACUGAUUGAUCAGAGCGAUGAAUCUGAGCUGAUGCCCCCUACAUUGGAGGAGACCCACAUUUGGACGCAAAACUUUGUCAUGGUGAUGGGUGCUAUGCCGGAUGAUGUAGAGGAACCAACGGCGAAUCAACUUGCAGCUUUGAAUAAACGCGUGGUAAAGUUGCUGGCGGCUCCAUACGUGGAUUUUGCGGUGUGGACACCUUUUGAGAGGAGAGCGGCAAAGUCGCAUCGCUUCAGGGUGUUCACUCCGUUGGGAAAUGGUCAGUUCUUGCAGAGGGACUUGCCAGGACCGGGAAACUUUAUGGCUUGGUCGGCGAGUUGGAGGGUCUUCAGGGCUGCAUCACUCAUGUUGAAGAUUUGCAGUCUGGCAGCCCUGGAAGCCUACUACCGUCACAUUGAGAAGCUGGUGACACAGUGGCCGCAGUGUUGGGGGCUGAUUUACAGUGCAGACGACACGGCAAGGGCAGAGAAGUUGGAAAAAUGGAGGAGGCAUUGGACGCUCGAGCAAGGAAGGGGUCGACAGGUGCCGAAUGAUUGGGAUGCCAACGACCCUUGGUCAUGCGUGUUUUUGUCGGUGAUUGGGGAUGAGAAGUUUUGGUCAGAGAAGGUGCAUGUACCUGCAUCGUCGUGGCUAGCGGCGGGAGGCAGAGGUGUCCCUGUUGUGGCUGGUGAGGCAGCUGUCACAUCACAGUUCCCCGGCCUGAAGGAGGACUCCGAGGAGGACAAGACGCACGGAGGCCGGGAGAUCAGAAAGGAGAAAAGAAUCAGGAAGCGCAAACGGGUUCAAGCGGACCUUCAGGAGUUAAAGAACAUCAAGGCGGCAAACGAGAGAGCUCAUGACAGACCAGCCCCACCGUCGAAGGGCAAGGGCAAGUCGAAAAGCAAAGAUCAGGCGGGAGCUCCAUUGUGCUUCAGCUGGGCAUCCAAUAGUGGGAGCUGUGCAAACGUUCCACCUGGAGGAGAGUGCAAAGGAACUUUCCGCUCAAGCAUGAAUCCCGAGGGUGAGCUUGGCGUGGACUGGGGCGGCGAUGAAGACCCAGGCCAAAGCGCCGACGCGAGCCCUCAGGAGCCUGAGGCAAAGAGGCAGAAGCGGGAGUCGCCCACAAAGGACCCCUCGGUGAUGGCCGAAGCGGAGAUGAACGUGGAGAAGGCGACAAAGGAGCUGCCGGAUGCAAAACUUCCUGAACGAGUCAAAAAGGCUCUGGAGGAGUCCAAUAGUUUUGAUGAAUACAGGCAGAAAAGAGUUUUCACCUACUUGCAUGUGUUUUCAGGCCCAGAAGAUGUGUUGGGAAAGGCGAUAAAGUUUGAGGCGGAGAAGGAGCGCCUGAAGUGCGAGAUAAAGUCGCUGGACAAGCUGAUCGAUGGCAAGGUCGACAUGAGCAGCGUGGAACAACAUCGGGGCCUGUGCCAGGAGGUCAAGGAGGGCGUGUACGAUGGAAUGCACGCGGGAUUCCCGUGUGGCUCCUUUUCAAUUGCAAGGUGGUCGAAAAAUCCGGGCCCGCCACCUGUGAGGUCCACCGCAGAGAUCUAUGGCCUCAGCUCGAACCCACCAGAACGUCAAGCAGAAGCAGACAGAGGUACUCUCAUGGCGGCACAAAGCGGCUGGCUCAUGGAGGCACAGGUGGAGUCCGACAUGGCCCGUCGAGUUCCCACGGCGGCGACAAUGGAGAACCCUCCAGGUGACGAUAGGUGUGGACCUGCAUGGGAGUUGCCGGAGAUAAAGCAGACCUUGGAGAAGAUUGGUGCGAGUAAGGUGCCUUUCAACACGUGCGCCUUUCAGCAAAGACUCAAGGUGCGCCACUUCAAACCUGCGAUGUGGGCAGGGAAACUGGAAGGACUACCUUCCCUGAGCAAGGUCUGCCGCUGUCCCUCAUGGAUUAUUCAUGAGGCACUGGUGGGCAAAGCCAAGACCGUCAAAGCGGGCAGGUACCCAGACGAACUUUGUGAGGCCGUGGCAAAGCUCGUGGUGGCGGGAUGGAAGAGGACCGUCAAACUGGAGUUUUGGAGGUUCCAACUUGUCAGGCAAUCCAAGGCAGCAUCGUCGCUACAACACAAGUGGUUGCUGAACGAAGAGAAGCGGUUCGACAAACCACAGGAGACAAAGGAGUCGGACAAGAAGUUUGCAAACUCCUUGACAAGAGCGUUGGCUGCGGGAGACACCGAAAAGGAGUACAUCCCUUCGUCCUCAAGGAGAGCAUCCAACAAGGAGAUCAAGGAGAUGCAGAACCAGGAAGCCAUAGGCGGCAUGAGAAAUCCCUCCAGAGCAGUUGCAAGACUUCACAUGGUGCGAGAAGUUGGAGAUCAACUCAGAAGGGAAUGGAACGCCUUCGAGUUGGAGGAAUGGGACAUUGUGGACGUAGCUUGCGCUUAUGGUUCAGAGGAGGCAAAGUUCUUGCAGGUGAGAGUUGAGGAAUGGGAGAGACGAAUCAAAAAGAUGUGGAACAUGCGAGACGAGGACAAGGAGGUGAUCUUGAAGCAGCCUGACGAGUUCACGUCACCGCUGAACUAUGAGCUCUGGAAGGAAUGGCAGAGAAGGAGCAGGGACCCUGAUGUCUACCUGCCGAGACACAUCAAGAACGGGGUCCCCAUGGGCAUGGAGUUGGAGAUCCCGGACACCGGGAGCAUCUUCCCGAAGGUUUUGGGUAUCAAGGACCCGGAAGAAAUCCCGGAGGUAGAGUUCUCGGUGUUGAAGGAAACGUCGAACUACAAGAGCGUCUCGGAAAACAAGGAAGACGCCACCAUCGAGAUCAGGAGAUACCUCGAGAAGGGUUUCGCUGUCAGGAAGACUUGGGAGGAAGUGCAAGAGCGUUUUGGUUCAGGCACUUGCUCAAAGAUGGCGCUGAUAAUCAAGGACCGCCCAGACGGAGGAAAGAAGCGCAGGAUCGUGAUCGACAUGAGGAGAUCUCAGGGAAACGCCCGCUGCAGAGUGAGCGAAAGGAUCACCUUACCAAGGAUCCAAGACCUGGUGCAGGGGAUCAGAGGCAUGAUAGCAAGAUCAGAUGACCUUAAAGGAAUCCUUUACAAGAGGUAUGGCGACAAGGGUCUGGAGAACUGGGACGAGUUAGAGUUCGUCAUGAUUGACUUGAGGGAUGCAUUCUGCCACCUCGCCAUAGACCCCAGGGAAUGGCGUCACACCGUCACUCCAGACGAAGCAGAGGUGGGAGCAUUGGUAUGGCCGGCAAUGCUCUUUGGCUACAAGGCGGCCCCGCUGCACAUGGGCAGGCUGGCUUCGGCAAUUGGAAGGGUCCUGCAGUCUAUGGUGUCAGCAGCAGAGAUGACAUCGCAGAUCUACAUGGACGACAUCAUCCUGGUGCUGCGAGGGCCCCGCAAACACCGAAACCACGUCCUCGCCAUGGUGCUCUACAUCCUCCGAAUCUUGGGGGUGCAGAUUGCGUUGGAAAAAGGAGAGCGGGGAUCCAGAGUGAAGUGGAUAGGCACCACGCUGGAACUUCAACAAGCAGAACUCAUGAUUGGGAUUCAGGCAAAGAUGCUGGAGGAGAUCGAAGCCGAAGUCAAGAAGUGGCCACAGAUGGGUAUGGUGCCCUUGCGUGAUGUCCGCAAGAUCACAGGAAAGUUGAGCUGGAUAGCAGGGGUGGUGCCCAGAGCAAAAUGGGUGGUGAACGCCCUCUACGGCACCAUGACAUCGGUGCUGAGAGACGAGGCAGAGGGCCUGGAGGACAUGAGGGCAUCCAAGCGGGCAGACACCAGGCCGAAGAAAGGGCUGGUGCCUUACAAGCGCCUCAAGAACCCAAUUGACUGGCUGUGCAAGCUGAUGCAGAGGAAGGACAUCCUGCUGUUCAGGGCGGAGCCGUUUGUCGAGAAGAAGAUCCAGUACGGGCUGGUCACGGACGCAAGCCCAUGGGGGUUGGGAGGCAUGCUCAUCCGUCUCACCAUGGACGGCACUGCAUUCGAAAUAGUUGAGGCUUUCGAGGCAGAGUUCAAGCCGGAGGACGCAAAGAUGCUGAAAGUGGAGUACGGUGAGGCAUCCUCCCAAAGCGUAGUUGAGACGCUGGCAGUACUCCGAGGACUGCACAAAUGGGCCUCGAUCUUCAAAGGACGUCCAAUCUUGCUACGGAGUGAUUCGACAGUAGCGUUGGGGGUCACGAAGAAGACGGGUAGCUCAUCGCCCCAGCUCAACUACCUGGCGGCAGAGAUCUCCUUGAUGCUUGAGCUGCAUCGCAUGCAGCGGGUGGUCGUGCAGCAUCUGCGGGGCGCUGACAACAAGGAGACGGAUUGGCUCAGCAGAAUGCACGACCGAGGAGACAAGCCGAAGUCCCUGGAAGGAGUGAAGAUUUUUCGUCUUGCACCUUGCCACACGUGUAAGGAAUUAUUUUCACUCACCCCUCCUGGUGCGGAGGGCCAUGGAGAAUGGGCCGGGGACUUGGUGCCUGCAGACACUUUCAUUGCAGGCGGCUCGGAGUGA
Messenger RNA from Cladocopium goreaui, 4818 nucleotides. Lineage: Eukaryota; Dinophyceae; Suessiales; Symbiodiniaceae. The record is from the annotation of a GenBank genome assembly.